AUGCAAUAAAAUAGUUAUAAGGCGAAUGCAGGAAUUGGUGUCACUUUUAAUACUAAUUUGCCGACAUCUUAAGUUUUGAAAUAGAUUGCACAAAAUAAAGAUUAGACAUAGUAAAAUAAAUAAGCGUAGGAUUAAGAAUUAGCUUUGAUAGCAUAAUAGACAGAUCAUCUAAGAAAAAGAAUCUCAAACAUUUUUGAUUUACCUAUUAAGCUCAAGAAAACAUAAAACUUUAUGAUUGAGGAUAUUGGAUUAAAGGUGGAUUACCUCUUCAAAAAAUCUCAUCUAAAUUAAGGCAAUGUUGACUAUUUGAGUGAUCACAUUAAAAGGUUGGGAGACAGGAUCAAUCAAGAGAUGAAGAAAAAAUAAGAGUAAUAUCAUUCUAGCAUUAAAAUUGAUAAUUUUCGAAAUUUUUCGUAAAUUUAACAAGAGUUCUAAAAAAAUAAAUAAAUAUAUAAUUCCUUUUACAAAACCGAACUGAAGACAACAGUUAGACAGAAGGAAAGGUUGGUAGAUAUACUCACUUCUUCAAACAGAACUGAAAAAUUAGUGUCACAUGAAAUUUAGCUAAAUUAAUAUAAUGAAGCAAUUCUGGAAAAAUUAUUUAUAGAUAAUCAUUUAUAUUAAGUGCUUUCAAAUUUCAUCAAAAACAAGAAUGAUCUAUCAAUAUAUGAGAAGCUGUUUAGAACACUGGAGCUUUUCGAAACAAAUCAUAAUGUGGAGAUGAGAUUAUUAGCAGAUUAAUUUAAGAAUAUAUCAAAUACAUUGAAUUAAUAACAAAAAUGUGAGAAGAUAAUUCGCAAUACAGUAGCCCAUUUAGAGAGUGAAAUGCUUAAAUAAGUAGGUCAUUUGGACUUAUAGAAUUUGAAUAGAAAAUUCAAAGAGUUUUACCUUCCUUAUUUACAAACCACUGAAUUGUAUUAAAUAGGGCAGUUUUUUCCGAGUGGAAUCCUCUUUUUAUUGAUGAGAUGCGGAAAAGCUAAUGAGGCUUAAAAGAUCCUUUCUGGGUUGAUAUCAAGUGAUUAAAGGAUUGCUUAAUAAUUCUUAAGUUUUUUCGAUUUACAGAAGUAAGAAAUUCUGAAUCAAAAUGAUGUUGAGGAGAAAUCAAGACAACAAUGUUGUGAUAUAUUGUUGCAAUAAUGUUAUUGGUUAUUAUUAGAUGUGAGUGAUGCUUACGAUGUAUUUGAAUAAACCUAAUUUCAAAAAGAUAGGGACUUUUACAUUUGGUUAACAUUGAAGACCACUCAUUGUUCUGAUUAAUUUGUGGUCUAUGAAAGAUCUGAACAAGAAUCAAAAAAGGCUUUCUUUCAUUGGAAACUUAUAGAUCUUCAUGAAACCAUACCACAAUCUACAGUAAGUCUAAGAAUCAAUAUUAUUUUGUAAAGAUAUGACUACAUUUUGAGUGAAUUAUAUAAGUACUAAAAUCAAUGUCUUUCAUAGGUAGAAUAUUUUAUAUUAGAUACAGUUCUUUCAGAUUUGCAUAUGAAAACAUAGCAAAAUGCUUAGGCUGAAAAGCAAAAAAAGUUUGUUAUUGAUAACCUUGUUAAUUUCACAUAAAAUAAGCAUCCUCUUAUUUCUUGUUUAAUAAUGAGUGUUUGUUCCUAUAAUAUUGAAGCCAUUGCUAACUUAUUAUAGAAGUCUAAUCAUGUUACGUAGGUUCUGAAUGAAAAAAAUGUCAGAGAUAACCUCGAAAUCAUCUUUGGAAAAGAAGAAUUACUAAACAUUACCAAUGAAAUGAUCAAUUUGUUCUUUGAAAAGAAUCUACAUAAUUCAUUAAAAGAAUUUUAAUAGCAAUUGGAAAAAUCAUACACUAUGAAUUAGAUUAAUGAUUGUCACACAAUCCUGAUCUUGAAGUUAGAUGAAAUGAGUGUCUAUUUGAAGUAAUUAUUAAAUUAAAAUUCUGAAAUCCUUUUAGAAACAGCAAUUUACCUAUAUCAUGAAACAUAACUAGUAUUUAUCCUAAGUUGUUUGAUUGUCAACUAAUACUGCAUAAUUAGAUUAGGGUCUUAAAUUGAAAAGAGACAAUUGCAAGCAAAGAAUCUUGAAAACCUACAUUCAAAAAUUAAGAGUUGUGCAAAAGAAUCCAAAUUAUUUAAAUAUUUCUAUCGAUUCCAAUUGAUCGAAAUAUUUUAAUAAGCCUAUUUGUCUAUGCGAUAGGAAUCAAUCAAUCUAAAUGAAAUUAAUCAAACUCUAUUUAAUAUGAAUAUUAAGGAGUUAACCAAAAGUUUGAUUGAGAAUAAGCAAGUUCAUUUGAUAAAGAUCGUCUUUUGGCAGAUAUUACUAUUGAUUGACUAAAAGAAAUGCAAUGACAAAUCUCACUUCAUUGAAAAAAUAAAAGAAUUGAAUGAAGCAUUGCUGAAAUUCCCAGAAAGCCAGGGAAUUAAGAUUUGCAGGGAAGAUGUUCAAUUUUCAUAAAUUAUUGUCGAUAUUUUGAAUUCUUAUUCAAAGGUGUUAAAGAUGUAUUGAGCUCUGUCCUUCUGUGAUUAAAUUAUUAUAAAUUAAUUU
Messenger RNA from Paramecium tetraurelia, 2502 nucleotides. RefSeq lists its product as uncharacterized. The transcript has 5 exons. The record is from RefSeq and is a predicted model, not a curated record. NCBI's taxonomy places the organism in Eukaryota, Ciliophora, Oligohymenophorea, Peniculida, Parameciidae.